Rhodofomes roseus is the source of this 3691-nucleotide messenger RNA. Its product is annotated as CBF-domain-containing protein. The coding region runs from base 181 to 3489 and encodes 1102 amino acids. The record is from RefSeq and is a predicted model, not a curated record. Lineage: Eukaryota; Fungi; Basidiomycota; Agaricomycetes; Polyporales; Fomitopsidaceae. Gene Ontology annotation, cellular component: nucleus. The transcript is spliced from 8 exons.
GUGCAUUCAAGAUUCAAGGCUGCAGCCACCUCCGUGCCAGGUUCGACGCGGUGUUCGUGCUCUCACUUUCCAGUCACAAAAAGAGAACAACAGAGGCCCAGGAGGGCUAGGAAAGUCUGAGAUCUGCACACGUCGCACCACUGCACUCACAUAGCGCUACAUCUUUUCCAAAUUGCUGGCAUGGCCCGGGUUCACAACGAUCAGCGUCCAGGCUCAAAGACAGCCAAGGGAAAAACUGGGGCUACCUCGAAGGGCGCAGUUGGGAAGGACAGACGGCCGAAGGAGGCGAAGGGCAAAGGGAAGGCGAAGGAGGACACUGGGAUUGAGCUCAUAACUGGAAACCAAGCGGAGGAUCCCGCUCUCCUGAAAGAUGUCUCAUCAUUCCUCUCGGGAUUGAAGUCAGCCAACGGCGCGGGCGCUGCAGAAGCGUCAUCCACGAAGAAGUCCCAGCCGAGGGACAAAGCAAAGAAAGGUACACGACAGCAAAAGGAUACAACGGUGCGCGUGGAAACCAAGACCUCGCAACAGAAGAAGCGGAAGGGCAAACCCGAUGUUCCCUCGGUAUCACAAACUGAAGAAACCAAACCCGCACCGUCUAUUCCCGUACCCAACGCAACACCAUCGUCCAAGCGAGGCAAGUUCACUGUUGACCCCAGCUCGCAAUGGUACACGUCCGUGCCCGCUAUUCCUCCCAGUGAUCCCGUGCCCCAACCGACGGCUCAGCAGCUCGCCUCGCUCAGCGAGCGAGCACAUAAACUGCUACAGGCUGAUGCCGAGCUCUAUGCGUCAACGUCGCUGUCCAGCGGAGACGCCAGCUUCAUGCAAACGAUCCUGAAGAGCGGAACGCUGAGCGACAGGCUGAGUGCUCUGACGCUGAUGGUGCAGGGAAGUCCCGUGCACAACCUGAAGGCUUUGGAGGGCCUAAAGAACAUGAUGGAGCGCGGGAAGGGCAAGGGACGCGAUGAAGGCCUGAAGGCGGUGCGGUGUGUUGUUGAUUGGUGGGUUGGCGGAGGUGGGCCGGGGCGGAAACUCAAGUACCUCCGCGACCAACCGCUCUUGCACCCGUCUGUCACAGACGCGCACCUCGUUCUCUGGCACUUCGAAGACUGGCUCAAGAAGUACUUCUUCUCCGUGCUCCAAGUCCUCGAGACGUACUCGCUCGACACGCUCGCCUACGUCCGCACGCAGUCGCUCGCGUUCAUCACCGCGCUCCUGAAGGAUCAGCCUGAGCAGGAACAGAACCUCCUCCGUCUCCUCGUUAACAAGCUCGGCGACACGGAGAAGUCGAUCUGCUCCCGCGCGAGCUACCACCUCCUGCAGGUGCUCCAGGCGCAUCCCAGCAUGAAGGCUGUAAUCGUGCGCGAGGUGAAGGCGCUGGUCUUCAGGCCGCUCGCAUCCUCGGCUGCUGCUGCGUCUGCGUCCGUGGCAGCGCACGAGGAGAAGAAGCACUCGCAUGUACGGUUCGACGAUGACGCGGACUCGGAGCCCAAGGCUGGUAAAUCUGCAUCAGGGAAGGGCAAGGAGAGUGCGAAGGAGCGGUUGGAGCGCUGGAACUCGCACGCGUGGUACUACGCGUCCGUGACCCUCAACCAAAUCGUGCUCACGCCGACUGAGGCGGACAAGGCAGUUGCGAGGACGUUGCUUGGCAUGUACUUUGAGAUGUUUGAGGAGAUCUUGGGUGCGAGCCGAGGGAAAGGUAAGGAGAAGGAAGCUGUGGACGAGGACGCCCAGAGUGACAAGGGUGGCAAGGGCAAGUCGGGUCAGAAGGCAGACAAGGGGAAGGGAAAGGAAAAGGAGGUGCGCGGCGCUGCAGGCUUUGCGGAGGUGGAGGACGCGACGUCGAGGCUCCUCAGUGCCGUGUUGACAGGCGUCAAUCGCGCGCUGCCUUUCGCGAAAGUGGACGUCGCGGGCGACGAUGUGUUCCAAAAGCAUAUCGACACGCUUUUCCUCAUCACGCAUACCUCGACGUUCAAUAUCUCCCUUCAAGCGCUGCUGCUCAUCUUCCAGAUCGCAGUUUCCCUUGCCUCCCAUCCCUCGACAUCGACUGCCUCCGCCUUGGCCACCACGCUGCAAGAUCGCUUUUACCGCACGCUCUACGCGUCGCUUAUCGACUCGCGCCUCGGCGAGUCCAACAAGCAGGCGAUGUAUCUCAAUCUGCUCUUCAAAUCACUCAAGGCGGACAAGAAUGUGGAGCGGGUGAAGGCGUUCGUGCGCAGGUUCGUGCAGAUGCUGGCUGCUGGCAUCGGCGGCAGUGGUGGGGCGGAGUUCGUUGCGGGAGGGCUGUACCUGCUCGGCGAGCUCUUCCAUACGACUCCUGAGCUGAGGGAGCUAGUGGGUGAGACGAAGGGGAAGAGGAGGGCGCCUGCUGAGGCGGAGAGCCAGUACGACCCGAGGAAACGGGACCCGCAGUUCGCGAAUGCUAGUGCGUCACCGAUGUAUGAACUGCUUCCUCUACUACAUCAUUACCACCCGACCAUCUCCCUUCAUGCUCGACAACUGCUUCAUAGCACGCCAUUGACUGCUGCUCCUGAUCUGGCCCUCAAUACUCUGAGCCACUUCUUGGAUCGGUUCGUGUACAAGAACCCGAAGAAGCCACGGACCAAAGGCUCAAGUGCCAUGCAGCCUGCGGCGAGCGCUGCUGACGGGACGGGUGUGAAGAUGACGAAGGGUGAGGUCGCAGACGAAGGCGGUAUGGUGAACGAAGAUAGCUGGUGGCGGAGAAAGGUUGAGGACAUCCCAGUCGAUCAGGUAUUCUUCCACCAGUAUUUCACCCAGAAGAAACAAAGAGAAGACAAGAAGGCAGUGAAAGUGUCCAAGCGAAAGACGCGCGGGGACGCGUCUGACACGGACGCCGAAGGCGAGGACGAGGACGAGCAGGAUAUUGCAUCCGAUCCCGAGGAGUCGCCGGCCGGUAGCGAGGACGAACAUGAGGAGGACAGCGAUAAGGGAGAGGCCGAGAUUUGGAAGGCCAUGAAAGCUUCCCUGCCAGCAGAGCUGCAGGACGAUGACCUCAUGGAUGACAGUGAGGAUGACGCCGCCGCCGACGACGACGAGAUACCAUCUGGCUUGGACGACGACGACGAAAGCGCCAGCGACCUUGAAGAUCUCGAUGGCAACGAUGUUGAUGCGGUUGGAGACGACGCCAGCGCCUCUUCGGGAGAUGACGAGGGGGACCUCGGGGAGCGUGACGAGGAUUCUGCUGCCGACGAGGACGCAUUCUCGCUUGCAGAGGCAUCCGACGCGGAGGACUUGAUAACGCUUGACGCCGACAUGCCAGUGGGCCUCCUUGAGUAUGAUGGCUCAGACGCGUCUGAUCCGGAGGAGGAAGAGUGGAACGGUAUAGACGCGGACCAGUCGGUCAAGAAGCGGAAGCGGGUCGAGGAAGACGGGAAGAAGGGCAGGAAGAAAAAGCUGCGCAGCCUACCAACGUUUGCGAGCUAUGAAGACUAUGCACGGAUGAUCGAGGAUGGACCGGAGGACAACUUGUAGCCUACUGGUCAUGUCCUGACGCCGACGGGGGCAUACUACUUCUUUUUGCUCUAGCCACACGUAUCGAUUCUCGUCACUGAGCGAUCCAGAAACCCUGGAUAGUCCGUUACUGCAUGCAGUUUGCAAUUUGCAGCUAUGGCAACCCACGGCCAAGACCUCUUUGUUAUUUGUGCACUCACUAGCUUGCAUCGCUGACAUCGGU